AUCCCCCCCCUCUUUCACGGGCUGUGGGACGGCCCCUCCGCGCCCGGACACCCCUCUGCCUGCGCAGGAAUGGUUUCGCCGGGAGCACGCGGCCGUGUGUGGAGAGGAGGGCGCUGAGAGGGGCAGGAUGCCGCGCUGAGGUGGAGGAUGGCGCUGUGGGCUCGGCCGGCCUCCCGCUGCUGCUGCUGGCUGAAAAGAGCCUGCUUAACGGAACUGCAGAGGCUGAGGAGCUCCAGCAACGCGGUGCAGGCAUGGCAAGGGGCUGCCCCUCUGGCUUUGCUGGCCUCUAGACACAGCUUUCUUCCAUGGGGAUUGCAGACGUACAGACAUGUAUCCGUAGAGAGCUGUUCGCAGCCUGCUAGUGGCGGGGAUGGAUCCUCAUCUUCUCCUGAAAGUAAUUUGUUACCAGUAAAGCAGGAACAAGUGAAAACAGAAACAAUCCCCGACCUGAACACAGAAAUACUGUGUGAAGACUGGGAUGAUGUUCCGCCUUCAUCGGCUUUGGAAGAGAUUUCUGAGGAAGAAGCUGUGCAGAUCCUUGCGGAUCCACUUCUUCCCCUUCAGUCUUCCACACUGCGGGAUUAUGUUGAUCACUCAGAAACCCUAACGAAGCUUGUCCAGCUAGGAGUUGACUUAUCCCAAGUGGAGAAACGUCAAAAGGCAGGUCAGCUCUUACUGACCUUGGAUUUUGAGAAAGAUAUAAAAAAAAUACUCCUGUUUCUUAAGGAUGUGGGUGUAGAAGACAAUCAGCUGGGACUGUUCCUGACCAAAAAUCCAUACAUCCUUGGUGAAGACCUGGAAGCUCUCGAAACCAGAGUGGCUUACCUAAAAUCAAAAAAAUUUGGUAAUGCAGAAAUUGCUCAGAUGGUCUCAAAAGCUCCAUAUUUGCUGUUGUUUUCAGUGGAAAGAUUGGAUAACAGACUGGGUUUCUUCAAAAAUGAACUUGGCCUCAGUGUAAAAAAGACAAAGGAUCUGGUAAUUCGUCUGCCAAGGCUACUGACUGGCAAAUUAGAGCCUGUAAAGGAGAAUCUUCAGGUUUGUCAAAUUGAGUUUGGUUUUCAACAUAACGAAAUUCAACAGAUAGUGUAUAAAACCCCCAAGAUUUUAACUGCAAGUAGAAAGAGACUCCGACAGACGUUUGACUACCUGCACAACAUAAUGGGCAUUCCCCACCACAUGCUUACUCGCUUUCCUCAGGUUUUCAACUCAAAGCUAUUACGAAUUAAAGAGAGACACAUGUUUCUUAUAUUUUUGGGAAGAGCCCAGUAUGACCCAGCAAAACCCAGCUACAUCUCUCUGGACCAGCUAGUAUCCUUGCCGGAUGAGGUGUUUUGUACAGAGAUUGCCAAAGCCUCUAUACAGGACUUUGAAAAAUUCUUAAAAACUAUUUAAUUAUUAACACAUGUAGAAAGGAAUAGAAUAAAGUUGUAAAAUAAACAUUUUUUUUAAAAUGCUC
Oxyura jamaicensis (ruddy duck) is the source of this 1456-nucleotide messenger RNA. RefSeq names its product mitochondrial transcription termination factor 3 (gene MTERF3). Gene Ontology annotation, cellular component: mitochondrion. Bases 148 to 1392 code for a protein of 414 amino acids. Gene Ontology annotation, molecular function: double-stranded DNA binding. The record is from RefSeq and is a predicted model, not a curated record. Gene Ontology annotation, biological process: regulation of DNA-templated transcription; mitochondrial ribosome assembly. The transcript has 8 exons. NCBI's taxonomy places the organism in Eukaryota, Metazoa, Chordata, Aves, Anseriformes, Anatidae.